AUGGCUCACAAUGGCAACGGCUCUAUUUACCCCCAGAAUGGCGGGCCAGUCUUACCUUCUUCCGCCUCGAAUCGAAUCGAAAAUAGAAAGCCGGAGGAAUGGUGGUACACGGAAAAUGGACGCUCUUACGACACCUUUCGGAGGGGGAAGUAUAUGUUCCCAAUGGAUGAGGACGAAAUGGACAGGAUGGAUAUAUUCCAUAAGUUCUUUCUAGUGGCGCGACAGGAUAGCUCUAACUACGGAGGUCUAUGUCAGCGGCCGCUACCCGCCUAUCCUCGAAUCUUAGAUCUUGGAUGUGGUACCGGUAUCUGGUCGCCAUCAAGGACGAGCCAACAUUCUCGGAUUCCACCGGGUGUCGAGUUUCAGCGGCGUGAUAUCGAGGAUCCCUGGACUGGCAUCGAAGAGAAUUCCUUCGAUCUCAUUCAUAUGAAAAUGCUUGCUGGGGGUAUAGCAAAUUGGACGGCUAUAUACGACCGUGCAUUCAGAUACCUCAAACCUGGUACUGGACUCUUCGAACAUGUGGAGAUUGAUCUUACACCCAAGUCCGCAGAUGGCGAAUUACCCGAGGACUCUCAGCUUCGAAUAUGGGCGCACGAGCUGACCGAGGCUAUGGAGAGGGCUGGGCGACCUAUAACAGCGAACCCCCACACUGUAGGGAUGUUACAGCGUCUCGGCUACGUUGACGUCGAGCAAACAACCAAGCGAAUCCCGUUCAAUUCUUGGCCUGAAGAUGGACAAGAAAAGGAGAUGGGUAUAUCUGGACAGCACGAAGGCCAUCUAUACCCGGCCAACGAGCAUGAUCGCUCCGGCUGUCUGCAACGCAGCCAUUGGACCGGUAUCUAUCUACACGCCACUGGAACCAAGCUUCUGCUCGGUGAUCUCUUGGGCCAUAGCCUACCCUAG
Daldinia vernicosa is the source of this 903-nucleotide messenger RNA. RefSeq names its product methyltransferase LaeA. The record is from RefSeq and is a predicted model, not a curated record. Bases 1 to 903 code for a protein of 300 amino acids. Lineage: Eukaryota; Fungi; Ascomycota; Sordariomycetes; Xylariales; Hypoxylaceae. The transcript is spliced from 7 exons.